Helicoverpa zea (corn earworm) is the source of this 2119-nucleotide messenger RNA. Its product is annotated as zinc finger protein 532-like. Gene Ontology annotation, molecular function: DNA-binding transcription factor activity, RNA polymerase II-specific; RNA polymerase II transcription regulatory region sequence-specific DNA binding. The record is from RefSeq and is a predicted model, not a curated record. Gene Ontology annotation, cellular component: nucleus. The transcript is spliced from 3 exons. Gene Ontology annotation, biological process: regulation of transcription by RNA polymerase II. Lineage: Eukaryota; Metazoa; Arthropoda; Insecta; Lepidoptera; Noctuidae. The coding region runs from base 122 to 2077 and encodes 651 amino acids.
UGAGCUCGUCAGAGGGCGUUUUUGUGCUUCUGUCAAUUGAUGUUAAAAUGGAUAAAAGCUGUCGUUUGUGAAUAAUUUAGAAAAAAACUGAAAAUCGAGAUUCAAGAAAAAAUAUAUAAAAAUGGAUGUGGCAAAUGACAAGCUGAGUAUAAAAAAUCUCCUGUUCACUAAAGCUAUUCCGAACCAUGUGAUAUCAGAUCCUGUGGAUGGUCAUAAAAUAUUUUCAUGUACGGACUGUGGUGACAAGUUCAUCUUUGAAUCCAGUUUUCAUGAUCACGUCAAUCGCCAAUCUAUGAAGAUUACUUACAUGUGCCGGCACUGUAAUCAAACGAGAACGUUUCUCAAUAGAUGUAAUUUACUGUUUCAUAUAAGAUCUCACGUUUUCAAAACUGCGACAAUCAAUGUUACUGACUUAAAAAUAGAGCCCUUACCAUUGAGUAAUUUCAAGAUUCUUCCUACGCCACCCCGAACCACUCCGACCAAGAUUGUAGACGUUACAACGCCUCAGGGAAACUCGUCACAAAAUGCCACAGUUUGCUUGGAGUGCAAAGUAGUUUUAGAUAACACAGGAAUCGCGUAUAAAGAUCGAGCUGAUCAUUACAUGCAAUAUUCAAACGAAGUCUAUUCAUGUCCUAUUUGCUUAUUUGCACUGCCAACUACAUGCGCAGUGAGAACACAUUUGCGUUUGCACUUAAAAUGCCCUCCAUAUUACUGUCCAGAGUGCGGUUCUCAUUUGCUGGCUCACAAACAUAUACAUUAUCCGUAUAACCAUGAUUGUGAAGGUUUUAAGAUGAUGCGGGCAACAGCCAGAUUAGCUUGUUCCAUUCGUGAAUGCCGUGUUUUCCAUCCUAAUGAUUACAAAUCGCACGUGAAAGAGUAUCACAUGAAGAAAGUUUACAAAUGUCCGUACUGCGUUGUGGCUUGUUUCAAUGAAGGCAGUAUGCAAAGCCAUUUAAAAACCCACCAAACAGACACAAAAGCACUCGUCUUUUACAAAUGCGAAAUGUGUCCAGGAAAAUUUGUGUUGCAAAGUCGCAUGGAGAGCCACUUGAAAAGUCACAAGCUCACUUGCGUUUACCCGUGUUGGCCUUGCGGCGUCGUUUUUAAAGAUUUAUCUAUUUUACUUAAACACUUCAUGGAAAAUCACAAUAAAAAUGAAACCAUGGCAAAUAUCUUAAACAGUAUUUUGAAUGAAAAUGAUCUGUCUGAAAAGAAUUCAAAGAAGUUGAAAAGAAUAUAUAGAGUUGUUAAAAGAUGUGACCAGUGUCGGAGAAGUUUCACCUACCGUUGUCAAUAUGAUGAAAUACACAAUCUACCUAACGAAUGUCCAUACAAAUGUUCUUCCACAUUUGAGUGUUCCGGGGAAUUUGAUGUUAUGAAUGAAAAAAACAAUACAUGCAUCACGUGCUGGAUUUGUAAAGCAACCGUAUCUCAAGACUGGAAUGCAAUCAAAAAACAUUACGCUUCUCUUCAUAAAUCGCAUAAGUGCCUGGAUGCUAAAAUAGUCCUCAAGAGACUUGAUGUUUCAAAAUACAUAUCUCAACAGAACAUUUUAGGCACUAAAAAUGAUAGCAUAAAAACUACUGAUAGGAAAAUAUCCAGAAGAAUCCAGAAGCGUCGAUAUAAUAGAAACUCGGCGGCCGAUCAUGUCCCGCUCGACACACAAACAAGUGAGUGUCAAGCUUCUGGCAAUCAAUACGUUUGUAACAUAUGCGGAGACAGUUUUAAACAAAAGCCAUUAUUAGAAAAACAUAUGGUAUCUCAUCGGGAUCCGUGCAUGGCUUAUCAGUGCAUGGAAUGUGGGCAAAGUUUUGUUGUUAAACCCACUUUUUCGAAACACAUGUUGUUAGAGCAUGAUAUAUCAGAUGUAGAAAAGUAUAUUAAAGAAAAAAAUUGUUACAAUGUCAAUGCUCUCAUAAAGUACCAAAGCAGCGAAGUUAUUUCCAAUGAGCCACUUCGUGAAAAUCAGUGCACAAUUUGUCGAGAAGACUUCGAAGGUCCAGAAGAAUUAGCGAAACAUUUCAGAGUUCACGGUAUGGCGUUCUUAAUGAAAAACAAUUCGAAUAAGAGUGAAUGAAAAGCAGCAUCAUCAUCCUCCGAGCCUUUUUCCCAACUAUGU